Penicillium verhagenii is the source of this 1203-nucleotide messenger RNA. Its product is annotated as rRNA-processing protein LAS1. Gene Ontology annotation, molecular function: endonuclease activity. Gene Ontology annotation, biological process: maturation of LSU-rRNA; maturation of 5.8S rRNA. The record is from RefSeq and is a predicted model, not a curated record. Bases 1 to 1203 code for a protein of 400 amino acids. Lineage: Eukaryota; Fungi; Ascomycota; Eurotiomycetes; Eurotiales; Aspergillaceae. Gene Ontology annotation, cellular component: Las1 complex; preribosome, large subunit precursor. The transcript has 4 exons.
AUGGCUAAAGUUAUUUUCACAGCAUGGAAGAAUAAGUCGCAGUUGGCGGAGGUGCGGAGCGAGUUCUAUCCAUCGCCUUCUUACGAUGGCCCGGACAUGCGCACCCAUGCUUGCGCCACGGUAGAAGCUUGGAAACUGCGCGGCAAUGUCCCACAUCACGUUGAAGCGACCGCCCUGUUGACGGACGCUAUUCUUCACGAUGACGCGCAGAUGAACUCGAUUUUCUCGAUCCGAGCUACCUACUCCGCUGCUUUUUGUCGAUUCGUAACUGGCCUCGUCGACUCCAAGAUUCAAGGCCCGCGCAGGACUAUGUUCCAACGCGCCCAGGACUUGGGAUUACCAGCAUCCUUUGUCGAGUUGCGCCACGAGGCGACUCAUCGCGAACCGCCGUCCCUGGUUGUGCUUCGCAAGGCUUCUCAGCGCUCUCUCGAGUGGCUCUGGGAUAACUACUGGGCCGAGAUCGAUGCUCUAGCUGUGCCCAACGUUGCGUAUGACGAUGGUGCGACUGUUCAGAGUGCACUCACUAUUAUCUUGAGGGAUUUCUCCACAAAUGCUGGGCCCUCCUCGGAGCCACAGCGUAAGAAGCGGAAGCGUGAUCAAGAGGCUGCUGUUUCAAUGGAUCUGGUUUCGAUUUGUGGAUCUUCGAGCGAGUCUGUGAGGCUACUGCCUACUGUUUUGUUGGAUGAAUUCAUUCUUGUUGACUCUGAGCGAAAACAUGGAGAGUCUAUGAAUGACCACUUUGAGAAGUGGGAUCCUGUCCUACAGAAGAUGACCGAGCACUACCCCUCGUUCUUGAUGUACCUUUCGGAAGAUCUGGUACACAAACUGAUUUUCGAUGCCACACGGGAGUCACCUAGGGAUGCCGUUGCUGAGGCAUUCUUCCUCUGGCUCACUCAUAUCCUGACCUCCUCUUCUUGGGCAUCUCACCAAGAAUACUGUUCGCGCGACUAUAUCCUCAGUGCAUGCGACGAGAACCCGAAUCAUUGGGGACAGAUGUUGAGUGAUAGACUACAAGAGCAUGGUGGUGUGCGAAAGAGCAAGUCUUCAUCCAAGCGGAGUUUCCAGGGAUCCGCUACCAAGAAAACAGCAUCGCACAACGGCGAUCGCCAUGUGGCAUCGAGUGUUGACGAGAAGCUUCUUGCGAGUGGAUGGGGGCUUGUUGAGAAAUGGGAUAGUCGGGCUUUGGGUGUAUCGGCUCACUAG